GAAGAAUCAAUCAAUGCAUGCAGGGCAGGCGUUGGGCUGUCAGGUCAACGGUCAGCGGGGGCGACAUGUCAUCCGAUCCGGCGGGGAAACGGAGGCCGAACGCCUCAACGCGGCCGUCCAUCCAUCAUCUGAUCAAUCCCGUGUUACCGGUAGCAAAGCAUAGCAGCACGGGCGAGUCGGGGAAGAAGUGGUCUCGUCUCCCUCGCCCGCGUCCAUUUAUUCGGCAUGGUUGGUAGCUCGCCCCUCUACUAAUACUCCCUCCUCCGUCCCUUCUCUUCUCAACUCCCCCGGCCCAGCAGCAGCUCGACCCCAUUCCAUUCCAUCCUCCAGCUCCUGCAACGGAUCGAUCGCUGAUCAUCAUCAGGAGGAGGCGUCAACGGAUCGAUUGGAGAGCGAGGAGCUCGGAUUUGCAUGGUGUGGUAGACAAGAAGAAUAAGAUAGGCAGGCAGAUCAUGGCGAAGUCGUCGUCGUCCAAGAAGAAGCAGCAGCAGCAGCUGUCGGCGUGGCGGUUCCUGUUCGGCGGGUGCCUUGGCGGUGCCGGCGGCGCGGGCGGGAGCGGCGGGAACAAGGUCCGUCCCGGCCCGCGGACAACAACCACGGCGACGGCGAGGCACGCGCUUUCCCCGGCGCCGUCGUCGUCCCCGGCGGCGGCGGGGCUGCAGCAGCGGCUGUCGGUGACGGACGUGAUGAGCACGUGCUCGGACCAGGACCUGUCGGUGUCGCUGGUGGGUUCGAACCUGCACGUGUUCACGGUGGGGGAUCUGAAGGCGGCGACGCAGGGUUUCGUGGACAGCAACUUCCUGGGAGAGGGCGGGUUCGGCCCCGUGUACAAGGGCGCCGUGGCGGAGGGCGCCAAGCCGGGGCUCCGCGCGCAGCAGAUCGCCGUCAAGCUCUGGGACCCCGAGGGCACGCAGGGCCACAAGGAGUGGCUCUCCGAGGUCAUCUUCCUCGGCCAGCUGCGGCACCCCAACCUGGUGAAGCUCGUCGGGUACUGCAGCGAGGAGGAGCACCGGCUGCUCGUCUACGAGUACAUGCCCAAGGGCAGCCUCGAGAACCACCUCUUCAAGAAGUUCCCGCCCGUUUUGUCGUGGUCAACGCGGCUCAACAUCGCGGUCGGCGCCGCCAAGGGCCUCGCCUUCCUUCACGACGCCGAGAAGCCCGUCAUCUACCGAGACUUCAAGACGUCCAACAUCCUGCUCAACCCGGACUAUGAGGCAAAGCUGUCAGACUUUGGUCUCGCCAAGGACGGCCCGGAGGGAGACGACACCCACGUCUCCACCCGCGUCAUGGGCACCCACGGCUACGCCGCGCCCGAGUACAUCCUCACGGGCCACCUCACCGCGAAGAGCGACGUGUACAGCUUCGGCGUGGUGCUCCUCGAGAUCCUCUCGGGGCGGCGGGCGGUGGACAAGACCCGGCCCAGCCGGGAGCAGCACCUGGUGGAGUACAUGCGGUCGUGGCUCAAGGACCCGCAGAAGCUGGGCCGGGUGAUGGACCCGGACCUGGAGGGCAAGUACUCCACCGUCGCGGCCCACAAGGCGGCUCUCGUGGCGUACCAGUGCCUGAGCGGCAGCCCCAAAAACAGACCCGACAUGUCCAAGGUCGUCGAGGACCUAGAGCCGCUUCUCACUGUCACCGACGACGCACCUGGCGAGCUGCCGGCGGCAGCACCGGAGGACGUGAAGAAGGAGAGGGCGAAGAGGAGAGACGGCGACCGGAGAGAGAAGGGACGGCAGGAUAAAGCCGCCAGGUCCCCGAAGAGGGCUGUCCCCAGGAGGCGGGCGCCGGGGCGGAGCCAGGAGUUCUGGGAAUGGAAAGCGUAGUAGCACGGUAACGCAUAGGUUUUUUAACGGUGGGUGCACGUGUGCAUGCGUUGCUUCGUGUAGAAAACGAGGUGUAAAUGUAGGGUGGUGAUAGAUGAGUGUCGAUGGAUGGAGUGCGUACGUAGUGCCUGUAAUUGUUCGUCAGGGGUUGAGGAUUGCACCCCCUGUGCUCCGAGGCUGUAAUUCCUUUGUUUCUUCCUUUUGAUUCGAUUUACAUUUGGGCUUGGCCUCUUUCUCUA
This is a messenger RNA of Setaria italica (foxtail millet), 2062 nucleotides long. RefSeq names its product serine/threonine-protein kinase RIPK. NCBI's taxonomy places the organism in Eukaryota, Viridiplantae, Streptophyta, Magnoliopsida, Poales, Poaceae. The transcript has 3 exons. Gene Ontology annotation, molecular function: ATP binding; protein kinase activity. The record is from RefSeq and is a predicted model, not a curated record. Gene Ontology annotation, biological process: protein phosphorylation. The coding region runs from base 453 to 1823 and encodes 456 amino acids.